UCAUCAUCGGGAUCCCUCCUGAUCCACCCACCUCCUCUCCUCGUAAUUACCCAUCGGGCCAAUCCCGCAGCCCCCUUUCGAUCCCCUCCUCCCGAGCCUCGGCGGACUGCGCUCCCGCCGGCGACCAGCAGGGCGUCGAGCCCAUCCGGAUGCCGCUGAUGCUACCGUUCCCUGCCGUGGCGCGCGAGCACCUCAAAUUUGUCACCGCAUCGCUCCCGCGAGCCUGCUCACUGGCGACCUCAACCUCCAGGCCACCCCGAUGCCCCGCUGCCUCGCUCCACCACCGGCCGCCUCGUCCCUCCAGGAACAUGAGCAACAGGAGGUCACCCCUGCUACCAUGGCCAUCGUUCUGUUGCCCUCUAUAGGUCGACACCGCCGCCAUGGAACCGCAGCUCCGCCGUCUGCCUGCUCCUCGCCGGAGUGCCUUGCAGCGCCUCGCCUCCCAGCCAUGCUUCCCGUCCUGGAUGCCGAACAAGCUCGCCGGCGUCCUCGCGCCGUCCGCCACCAGCAGAACCAGGGCCCCUGCCUCGCGCCCUCCUCUUCGUCGCCUGGAGUCGUCGGGAGCCCGCGCCAAGUCCCGCCGCCGCGCCCUUGUUCCUGUCGUGGCCCGUGCCAUCCCCGUAGAGCAAGCGCCAGCAACGCCACAGCCGUCCUCGUCCAGGCGCUCGAGUCCACGAGUGAGGACCUCGCCGCGUCCCUGCCCAAGGACCACCCGGUCCGCCUCCUCCAGCCACCUCCCCGACAUGUCGCCCGUCAGAUUCACCGUCGUCGCACCCUGCAUCGCCGUUGUCUGCCGCGACCUCCUCUGCUUCGUCCACGCCCCUAUUUUGCCCGAGGAGAACGAGCAGCGCAGCCCGUGCUCGAUCCGCUGGCACGCGUUGACCGCACCCACGCUCAAGGCCACUUCGGCGCUAAGGCCCAACUGUGGCCUCCUCUCUGGCCCAGCUCCAGUUUCGGUCUGCUAGGCCCGAUGUGAGCGCUGCCCAAACCCCACCCUCUGCACAGUUCGGCCUCUGUUCUAGAUUCAGCCCGCAUAAUGUUUUUUUCCACAGGACGAAUUUCUCUUUUUCCAGAAAACUACAUAUUUACAGUUUA
Messenger RNA from Triticum dicoccoides, 1095 nucleotides. RefSeq lists its product as uncharacterized. Lineage: Eukaryota; Viridiplantae; Streptophyta; Magnoliopsida; Poales; Poaceae. The transcript has 2 exons. The coding region runs from base 381 to 965 and encodes 194 amino acids. The record is from RefSeq and is a predicted model, not a curated record.